Messenger RNA from Pectinophora gossypiella (pink bollworm), 3883 nucleotides. RefSeq lists its product as uncharacterized. The coding region runs from base 111 to 2954 and encodes 947 amino acids. NCBI's taxonomy places the organism in Eukaryota, Metazoa, Arthropoda, Insecta, Lepidoptera, Gelechiidae. The transcript has 12 exons. The record is from RefSeq and is a predicted model, not a curated record. Gene Ontology annotation, cellular component: plasma membrane.
UCUACGAGCUACGCCGCAGCGCGUAGCAAUACAUCGGGAACGCGAAAUGUGAAAACACAUUGUGGCAAAAUUGUAUUGCUCAAAAUAAAUUUUGUGAUUUGUGACAAACUAUGUGUGACAAAAUGCAGUGGUCGUGGCUACUAUUGCUUUGCUUCGCGUGUGCAGUGGUUGGAAACCCGGCUAAAAUAGAUUCAAAACGGGACCAUUGCAAUAAGACGGUGGAAAUAUAUGAGGACGUGUCCUCUCCUCCUGUCACUCCAGAGAACUUCGGGAGACCGCUCACAUGUACAUAUAGGUUUAGAGCGUUCCGAGGGUCGCCAAAGGAUUGGAUACUGCGGAUACGAUUCAAAAAGUUCAAAGUGGGAACCCUAAUCAAUGGAACUACGUGCCAUAAAGGGUACAUGCAGAUCGUGGAUGGUAACGCGAAAACGGACGUGUCCAAUAGGAAGGAGCCGGGCCUCUUCUGCGGCGAGAUCGAGCAGCCCCAGACCUUCAUCUCGGAGACCAACUUCGUCAAGAUCGUCUUCCAUGCUGACAAUUUCACGGACCAAACAUACUUCAGCUUCGAUUCCAGAGCGGAGCAACAGUUCGAAGUGUAUCUUCGAUACGGUCAACAUCCAGAACUUUAUCCAAACAGAAGAGGAGAAGUUGUGGCUGGAUCGUAUUGCGAGCGUGUGUUCCGAGACUGUCGCCUACAAACCUGCUACGUACAAUCGGCUGCCUACCCUGGAGUGUAUCCACGGAACUUGCAUUGCAGGUAUCACCUGAACACAAGACUGCCAUACAUAAAGCUGUACAUAGAAAACGAAGAGUUCAACAUAGAUGGACAACGAUGCGAAAACAUCAUGACCUGCCCCAUGAGACCCAUCACCUCAGGUUCGGAAAACUGCCCUUACGACUACAUACGAAUCUACGACGGGAAAGACGAGUCGGCUUCGGUGAUCGGCACAUUUUGCGGGAUGGGCAAGUUCCCCUACUCAAUUAUCGGCACAUCGCAGGACCUGUUUGUGGAAUUCGUGAGCUCCCCAGCAGGUCCACUUCUGAAUACUGGCUUCCACUUCAACGUGGGAAACUGGCCUGGUCACGUGGAAGCUCCAGGGUCCAGAGUCGGCACUUGCGACUGGGUCCUCACAGCUGAAUCUCUGAAGAAGUCCGGUGAUACUGAAGGCAUAUUCCUGUCAGUAGCCCACUGGUACCCACCGCAUACAUCUUGCACUUAUUUGAUGCAAGGAUUCCCUGGACAAGUUGUUCGUCUGUAUUUUCCAAGUUUCCGAAUCAACCGAAUCGAGUCCCCUAUAGUGCCCUGGCCGGGUGACUGUGGGGAGUCUCUCACACUCUACGACGCUCCAAGACCUGACGAUGCGCGUAUCAUCAAGACCUUCUGCGACACCUUCAGCAGACCGAUGGAGAAACACGACUUUGUCUCCACUGGCAAUGCCAUGUUUGUCAGAUUUGAGAGCAAAACUGGCAGCUAUAGUGGGUCAUCACUGUACUACUGGGCGCAUUAUGACUUCUUCAACAACACGCGAUUUGGAGAGCCCGUCCCUGGCACCGCUUGUGACGAAGUUAUCGCUUCCUGGAAACAGAGAGCUGGUCGACUUAGGUCUCCCCUCAAUACCCUGGUCUACAAACAAGCUCCGCCCGGCGAAGAUGUCCACUGCCUUUACAGAUUUGUCACCGAUAAAAGGAUUUACGCCAGAGUCAUCCUGACAAUCUUAAGUGUCAAUUUCAAGGAACACCCUUACACACCAGUAUCAUGCCAAAACUGCUAUGAAGAUAGAGCUGAUAAACUGAUCAUCUGGGAGCCAUCACCGGGAAAACCAUUUAACACUACUAUUGGGGUCAGCACCACGCCGCUACCUCUCCACCUGGCGGUUCAAAGAUCCCUCGGUUCCUGUCUCUGUGCUAAACAUGCCAAUACUGUAUCCCGUGCAAAGCCCUACAGGGUAGUGUCUUCAGGAGAAACGUUGAAUCUUCAACUGAUAGUAGACAACGCUCACGCAGCAGCAUCAUACUUCAAGAACCCAUCUCCACUUUUCGAAGCACGCUACGAGUUCGUCCACGGACCACUCUGUGGCCCCGCUGUCUUGGCCGCAGCUUCGGAUGGAGAAAUCGUCUACCCACAUCUCGAAGCUCUAGGCUACACUGAACCACCCAAAAGAAUUCAAUGCAUCUGGGAUUUGGAAAUCGAGGAGAAGAGAGACUUAUGGCUGCAUUUCGACAGCAUCAAAUUCGCGUCGCGACACUGUGAUGAUGGCAAUAUUCAAAUCUACUUGCCAGGGAGGAUAGAUCCUUACUAUUCUGUCUGCGGUGAAAAUGUGUCUUUAGCUCGUGAACUGCCGAUACUAUCUGCUGGAGAACUUGGAUUUGAGUCUUUAGACGAUCCAUUAAUUAUUGAAAAAGAAAAGACAAGGUCGAUUAGGAUUGUCUUCAUUGGCAGUGCCUCGCCUGCUGGCGCCGCAUUCAAAAUAGCUUGGACUGGACUAUAUCAUCUACCUAAGAAUUCUGAUGGAACUCUCAUGACGUCACGUCUUACCGACGGCAGCUCACAUCCCUCAGAUUCCGGUCACGGCUGUGACUUUAUUUGUCCAGGAGAAGAAGCACUCUGUAUACCUGCUAGACUGAUAUGCAAUGGAGUGGUAAACUGUCCGAAUGUGACGAGUGGCGAGAGAAAGUUCUGGACAACCGAAGAAAAGAGAGCGAGGGAGGCAUACUCGGAGGACAGUUUACGUCGUUUGGGUUACUUGGACGCCUUGGACGGGGUGGCGAUUGGAAAGUUGAACGAUGAGUCGUCAGAGUUGUGUGCUAGGGCGCGGAGUGUGGGGAGUGGGGACUGGACAGCCCCUGCCUUAGGGGCUGGGUUGGCGGUUCUUUUAGGGGUUUGUGCGCUGGCCGCCGCGUGGCGCCUGUGCUGCCGCAAGAGGUCUCCUGACGAAGAAUCCCUGGAUUACUGACAUGCGGCCCGCGGCGCGCCGCACGCGCCGCCUUCUACCUACUCGCGAUCUCUGUCGAGGGAUCUACCUCUAGACUGGAGUCCACAUUGACAGACGCUCUACUGAGCGCCAGAACCCUCACUUGUUGACUUUUAACCAUCAGGCGACUCUUCAAUCUUCGUUAUCCAGCUUUUGGGUGUUUUCCUAUCAAACCUCAAGUCCUAAAGCAAUACAAAGUGUUUAAAAAUGUGAACGGACAUUAUCACUUCGGAGUGUUUAAACGCAACAAACCAAAAAGUAUUAAUGGAAAUCUUCCAGAGGGUUGUAACAUUAAGGCGCUCAAUAGUAUUGUAAUUAUUGUAUAUAACCUGUGUAACCUAACGAUAAAGGAAGCUUGGAACGAUCAUAGGCUAGGACAAGGUGAUAGUAGCCAAAUAUUAAGUAACUAUCAUUUAGGUAUCUGUAACGAUGUAAUUUUUUAUCACAAUCCCAAAAAUACACGGUGAGUCAAUCUUUGUAAUCCCAGAUAAGGAGUGUUUGUUGAUUUGUUGUACGGAGUUGUUGAUUACUCUGUAUGGGUAGAUAGGAAGAGAGAGAUAGCAAUAGAGGCAGAUAGAAUCACACUUGUUAAGGGUAGAUAACCCGAUCCCACUUUAGUCUGCGAGACCAAAAACACAUAAAAGUACGAGUGUAAAAUGAGCCAAGUUCUUAAAACGAAGUAAGAUUUAGAUUAAGAUAGUGACAGCAGCAAUAUACAGUCGCUAUAAAAUAUUCAAACGAGUUGCCCACGGAACUUGGCACAUUUUUAUGAGCACGCUUUUCAAUUUAACUGACUGCUGCCAUCGUAAACGUCUCGUUACAAUGUAAAUAUUACGACUAGUUAUAAGAUGUUACUAGUUUAAGGCGCGUUCGGUAAAUAAAAUACAUGAAGGUGUAAGGUUUUGUUAUUC